This is a messenger RNA of Vitrella brassicaformis, 1965 nucleotides long. Lineage: Eukaryota; Vitrellaceae. The record is from the annotation of a GenBank genome assembly.
CAGUGAAGAUCUUUGAUCAACGUGAGUGUUCGUGAUUCCCCUCCUCUCUCUGACGAAGUCGCAGAUCAGCAGCCUUGCCCCUUCUCGUCCGCAGCCUCGACGUUCAGGUAUGAAGACACCGGUGCGUGCGUGUGUUGCGUGGUGAUCAGGGGGUGGGGAGGGUGCUUGUCAUGGAAGCGGGCAGCUCUGGCAGCACGAGAGACAGGCGAGUACUUCUCUCAGCGAUGUGUCGUGCAUCCACCUCCCCUCGUACGAGUCUUUCUUCCGGAAGAGCGAGGGCCCAGGCCGACGCCCAUCGGGUGUUCCCUUGCCAACGCCGGGCGGCGGGCAGUUGCCUUGAGCGGGCCGGGACGAACUGGGUUAUUCCAGGCGGGCAGCCUGCAGCGAACUCGGAUGGGAGAGAGUCCUCGGACGGGACUGAUGGGCUGUGAUGGAGAGAGAGAGAGGGAGGGAGCGAGGAAGUAAGUGAGACAAGCCAGGUACGAGAGAGCCAGUGACACGUUUGAUGGGUACAUAGCUGUCAGUACAGAGAGAAAGCGAGGCAGCAAGACAGACAGAUAGAUAGACAGGCGCAUGUAGGCAGACAGGCAGGAAGGAGGCAUUUCCUCACCAUUUGGCUGAGGGCUUAUACGGACCUUGUGCAGUUGAUCGUCGACUAGACACAGGGCAUGAUGGAUGGAUGGUGUGUGUGGGCGAGAGGCCAUGCACACUGAAUUAUGGAUGAGAGUCGUUUUGUCAUGAUGACUGACCGACUGACUGAGUGCUUUGGGUUGGACUUGAGGAAAAAUUGCCUUGGUGACUGUCCAGGGAACAGAAAUCGACAGAUGCCGAUUGUGUUGGGCAGGUGGUCCCGACAGAAGAAAUCCUCCUGAGAGAAAACAAGCAUAGGAAACCGUGCGGGGUCAUCGAUGGAUCCGUGAGACGUCUGACUGACCUCGCAUGUGUCUUGGUUUCUGCACUUCAUGCGUGUGUAUGGCAGCUGAAUUUGGCCCUCCUUGAAGAACAUCUGUUUGCUACUGUUACCUCCCCAGUGGUAGGCAAACCAGCUCUUGGGACUCCGCUCAUACGUCACUCCCCUAAAUCUCACUUCGUGAUAGAAUCUGUGAUAGGAAGGCUCAGUUGUGGGCCCAUUUAUGUGGUCUCCCUGCCGACAGCCAUGGCCACUCAUCGGAAUUUCAAACUCAAGGCGGACUCGUACACCUCUGCCCACAAACUGGACAUAAGAGGCAAAGACAUCGUCUGCAGCACUGAACCGCCAGCGCGGCCUCUUUGUCUUGCAGAGGCCGUCCAACUUCUGCUGCAGCGCUGUUGCCGCCUCCUUGACGAUCGGGUUGGUGAGCUGUACGGCUGUCUCGCCAUUGACGACAUCACCGGCAGCGAGCUGAUGGACGUAGGGGAUGGUGCUCUCUGGCUGGAAGCGGAAGAAUCUGUGAAUGCGGCAGACAGUGCCGGUGCCAUUAUUCCAUUGUUCGUCUUGCUCAUCAGUGCACUCGGGAUCGAGCAUCUCGUUGAAGCGAAAGAGCACGAAGGGGUUGAGCUGUCCGUCGCCCUGGCCGUGAUGAAGGGAAUGCGCGUGGACGAUCACAUGUAUCUCUGCGCCAGUGAAGCCCUUAUGAGUGACCACAGACCCCUUUUGCCGCCUGCAGAGCCUCGCAUCAGUGACCCUAAACUGAGUUGGUCGCAGUUCAGGUGUGACGGUGAGGGGGUUGGCGGCACGUUGCAGGUUGAGAUCGUUGAUGGCAUCGGUUAGCAGCUCCUCAACCUGCCGCUUCUUGCCUUUCUUCCACUGCUGCGACUCCCCGCCGCCCACGGGGAACCACACCUCCGUGUCCGCUGGGCAGUCGCCGACAGACAGAAAAGACGCGAGAUGGUCGAUGGGGCGAGAAGGAGUCCCGGAGGCCGUGGUCACCAGCAUAGUUGCAAUCAGCAAGGCUGUCAGCAGAAGCUUCAUUGUCCAGCAGCAGG